AUGAAAAAAUUAAAACCAAAAUGCAAAAAAGUAGCAAUAGAAUUAGCUAUGGCUGCUGUCAGAGAACUAGCUGAUGAUUCAUCUAUUAAACUUCCUCGUGUUAUUCCCAUACCUAAAACUGGUGGAGUAUUACCCUUGAUCCCGAUUUUUGCGGGACUAUCAUCGGCGGGAGCCUUAGCAGGCGGUGCGGCUGGUAUUGCUAAAACCAUAAAUGAAUUCAAAAUGGCUAAAAAGCUGUAUGAUGAAUCAAAGAGACACAAUGAAAAAAUGGAGGCUCUUUGCAUUGGAAAAGGAUUACAUCUUGAACCGCAUAAAGAUGGACUUGGUAUUUUUGUAUCUAAAGAAAAAAACUAA
This is a messenger RNA of Arctia plantaginis, 354 nucleotides long. The record is from the annotation of a GenBank genome assembly. Lineage: Eukaryota; Metazoa; Arthropoda; Insecta; Lepidoptera; Erebidae.